CAUUUUCCAUUCCAUCUCAUUCUCAGUCUUUGGGAGCUGCUUGACUUGGAAUAUUUCCAGUUUUAUAUUUUCUCGGAAAUUUUAAUAAAAAUUCGACACCAUGGACGGAGGAGGAUCCGGACUCACGUUGCAACUGAGAGGAACCCUGCGAGGUCAUAAUGGAUGGGUUACGCAAAUCGCGACGAAUCCAAAGGAUGAGAAUAUCCUGAUUUCUGCUUCUCGAGAUCGCACCCUGAUCGUGUGGAAGUUGACCCGUAACGAGAGCAAUUUUGGCGUGCCAAUUAAACGUCUGUAUGGUCAUUCUCACUUCGUCUCCGACGUGGUGCUCUCGUCCGAUGGCAACUUUGCCCUUUCUGGGUCAUGGGAUAAGACUCUGCGACUUUGGGAUUUGGCCGCUGGGAAGAGUACGCGACGAUUUGAAGAUCACACCAAGGAUGUGUUGAGCGUUGCAUUCUCUGCGGACAAUCGUCAAAUCGUGUCUGGUUCUCGGGACCACACCAUCAAGUUGUGGAACACUUUGGCUCAAUGCAAGUUCACGAUUCAAGAAGAGGGUCACUCCGACUGGGUGUCCUGUGUCAGGUUCAGCCCCAACAUUGCGCAACCCAUCAUUGUUUCUGCUGGAUGGGACAAGAGUGUCAAGGUAUGGAACUUGGCCAACUGCAAGCUGAAGGCUUCCCACGAUAAGCACGCCGGGUACUUGAACACGGUCACCGUUUCGCCAGACGGUUCCCUCUGCGCGUCAGGAGGAAAGGACUCUAAGGCCAUGUUGUGGGAUUUGCAUGAUGAGAAGCAUCUCUACACCUUGGACCAUAACGACAUCAUCAAUGCUCUGUGCUUCUCUCCUAAUCGGUACUGGCUCUGCGCCGCGACCGGACCUUCCAUCAAAAUCUGGGAUCUCGAAACGAAGAACAUGGUUGAUGAGUUGAAGCCAGAGGUCGUGUCCCAAACCGCGACAAAGAACGUGCAGCCCGACUGCCUCUCCCUUGCCUGGUCGAAUGAUGGACAAACUUUGUAUGCUGGAUACUCCGAUAACGCGAUUCGUGCUUGGCAGGUUUCGCAAACACUGAGUCGCAGUGUGAGUUAGACAGGUCACUAAGGACUGGAACAUCUAAUAUAUCUUUUGUUAUUCUUUCCGUUAUGCUUUAGAAAAAAUGGAAUAAAGUGAUGAAAUUGUAUUGUUGUUCCCAAUUGAGA
This is a messenger RNA of Folsomia candida, 1194 nucleotides long. RefSeq names its product guanine nucleotide-binding protein subunit beta-like protein (gene Rack1). Gene Ontology annotation, molecular function: protein kinase C binding; ribosome binding; translation regulator activity. The transcript is spliced from 5 exons. The record is from RefSeq and is a predicted model, not a curated record. Gene Ontology annotation, biological process: positive regulation of protein phosphorylation; rescue of stalled cytosolic ribosome. NCBI's taxonomy places the organism in Eukaryota, Metazoa, Arthropoda, Collembola, Entomobryomorpha, Isotomidae. The coding region runs from base 101 to 1084 and encodes 327 amino acids. Gene Ontology annotation, cellular component: nucleus; cytosol.